GAACUUUAGUCGAGCGCGCAACUUGUUGGCAAACGCACGGAUCGAAAAACUGAUCGUUGAAUCGGAAAUGACUUUGCGGCCCUCGAACAAUUAAGCUGAAGCGCGCUGAAAGCUCUCGAUCUGAAUCUGGAUGGAGGAGGACGUGUUGAAUGCGCUGCAGAUGCGCAGUGCGUAUCUAUCGGGCGGCUACGAUCGCAGUAAACGCAUCAUAUUCAUUGUGAAUGCAUUCAAUGAUCAACAAUUGUGGAAUCGUCGCUGCCUUCAACUGACGCUCGACUAUCUCAAGCGUUCGCUCAGUGCUGCUCUAUUGCAGAAUGGCGUGAGCAUCGUUGUCAAUGCUCAGGAGAGCAGCACGCGCAUCUCUCGUCAGCACGUGCGUCAAAUCUAUGCGCUCUUUGGCGGCGACAUCAGCGUCGAUUUGUAUCUAGUCAGGGCGGAAGGCUUCUGGGAGAAACACGUGGAGCCAUGCGCCAAAUCGCAGACCAAAGGCGAGCCCUUGGUGCUGUCUAAGGCACGACUGACAAAGUUUAUCGAGCCACACAAUCUGCCCGAAGAGCUGGGCGGCACGCUGCAAUUCAAUUACGAUCUGUGGCUGCAACAGCGCAAGGCCAUCGAUGAAUUCAGUCGCACCCACGCCCAGACGUUGGGCGCCAUGGAACAGCUGUUGACACUGCUGGGCGGACACAAGUCGCUGCGUCCGGCGGAAGCGGACGUUGAGCUGAAGAAGUGCGCUCAAUUGCAUACGCACGUGCAGCGCAGCAUUGAGGCAGCCAUCGAAAUGGGUAAUGCGAUCUUGGCCCGCUUCAACGAGGUUUACGAGACGCAGACGACAACAACAACAACGACUUGUGCGGCGACUGCAACUGCGACAACGACACAUGCCACACCUGUUGCCACACCAACAACAGCGACGGCAACAACGAACCCCGCCCGUCCCCUGUUGCCACCCGAUUUGGGUUGUGAGAGAACCCGCAUCGAGUUGCGAUUGAAUGAGAUCGAGAAGAAACAGACAGCGAUACGCACCGCGUGGCUUGAGCUGUUGCGAUCGCUGCGCGAGGCACGCGAACUCUCCACCCUAGCCGAGGGCGUGGCCUUUGUCACCAACUGGAUUCUCAACCAGGCAGAGCAGCUGCUCAGUCGGCAGCGCAGCGUUGGUGGCGAUGUGCGCGCCUCCGAGACGCUGCGGGCGGCACACGAUCAACUGGAGAUGGAAUGCCGUGACACCUACGGCUGCUAUGCGGAGUUGCUCUACAAGAUCGAGCAGUUCGCCAAGGAGCGAUCGCUGGCCACGUGCCAGGAUCUGCUCUCCCAACGCGACUUUAUGCAGUUUGUGUGUCGCUCCUUUGCCGAGCGUUUGGAGAGAAGACGCAAGGUUCUAAUGACAGCGUUGCGUUUCCAUCGUUUGCUCGAUCAAUUCGAGGAGCAGCUGCUGAUUGCCAAUCAGGCAGCGGAUGCAGAGCCCAGCGAAUUGGAUGCACAACAGGCUGAUGAACUGCUCAGGCAACUGAAGACGAGUCAAGUGAUGUUGGGCAACAUCGAACGCGAACUUGUGCGUGAGGGGGAAAAGCUGAGCGACAUGUUGGCGAUGCCGGUGAAAGACGCCCUGGGCCGUGACCUCCAGUUGGACUACAGCAACGACAUUGCCCAGCUGCGGCGACAGCUCGACACGAGUCGCACGCGACGUAAGCGGUGCGGGGAGCGUGUGGCAUUGCAGCGGCUCACCUUGGAGCAGGUGACCCACAUUCAUGGCUACGAGCAGGAGGUGCGCUGUGCUCUCAACUGGCUGAACGAGCUGUAUGCGGUGCUGUUGCGGUGUCACUCCCAUGUUGGCUGCAACAUUCACGAGAUCCAGCUGCAGAAGGACGAGUUGCAGGGGUUCGAGGAAACCGGACGGAGCAUCUACAACUACGGCUGUCAGCUGCUGGAGGCAUCGCAGACACUGCGUCUGUGCUGCAAGCUAGAGCAAUCGGAGCCGGAACAGUGUCUGUUGCAGCUGCAACGCACCUGGCACAGUCUCCAGUCCAUUGCCCAGGAGCAAAUGACACGAUUGCGUGUCUCCGCUGUCUUCCAUCGAAGUGUCGAAGCUUACUAUCGCCAGCUUCGUGAUCUGCGUCCACUGCUCACCCAUGAACUUGCCACACAGCUGCAACAGCAGCGACUGCAGCACAAUCGCAGCAGCAGCGGCAUCAGCAGCGAUGCCGAAGCGGAGACUGAGGGUUCACCAGAACUCUCCCCGCCAGGUGGCGGCCUUGGAGUGCGUCUCCAGAGGCAUCUACUGGCCAGGGAGCAACUUCUGGUGGAAGUGGGUCGCAUGGUGCGAUUAGGACGACUGCUCAAGAAGCGACUCAAGGAACCGUUUAUGCUGGACGCUCUCACGGGCAAGAGCAUUGUGCCCGACGAGUUGCCCCUCGACAGUCCCGCCACCGAUGCGAGUCCCUUGCACGACAGCGGACGCAACAGCAGCGCUGGCAGCGAAUCCUUUCAUCAGGUAGAAGCACCUUCGCCAUCCACGGUAACGGUGACACCCACUGGGAGCAACGAACUCGCCUGCGCUGCCAUCUCACACAAGCUGAGCGCCAUCGCGGAGGUCGCUGAAUCCCUAGAUGCUGUGAUACGUGAUUGCAGCGCUGGCGAUGUGGAUCUCUCCAAGAAACUGGGCAGCAAUGGCAUGAGCAGCGAGGUGAGUCUUAUGAAUCUCCUUCCCUCUUUCUCUGCUCAGACUGUUAAUAAACUUUUCUACCCUAAGGACUGGCAAUCACGUUCCACUGAGGAUGAUUCCUUUGCCACCGCUUCGGAGGGCAACUUUACGCCCAACUCGCAUUCGUCGUCCUUCCAAACAGCCUCGGGACGCACCAGCUCCUACAUUGGCUCCGCCAAGAACUCCUUCGACGAGGCCGACGACUCAACGCUGAGCAACUUUGAGAUACCUGAGUUGCCGCAGUCGCCCGUCAACAUGUCUUUCGACAGCUCCGAGUUGAGCUACUUUUCCGCUCAGCAGCCGCCUCUGCUUCCUGUUGUCGAUGAUGAUGAUCAAGACAGUGUUGUGGGCGUGGCCGAGCUGCAUAGUCAGAGUGUUACGCCCACUCCGGAGGUGCAACAAGAGCUGCUGGCGCAUCCCAUCGAAUCGGAUAGCGAAUUGGAGGCUUACGGACUGGAUUCAAAUGUUAUUCGCACCGAAUUGUUGCCCAGCGUCUCCACAGCUGUUACGCCGGAGGUGAGUUCCCAGUCAACUGCUGUUGCUGUCGCUGCCACUAACAACGAACAGAAGACGUCGACGACGACGACGUCGAGUGCGUCACUGCCACCGCCGCCGCCACCGCCAGCUGCGUGGCGUCGCAGCAAAUACUACGAGAACAUUACGAAACAGACGAUCAAGGGAUUCCUCUGAUAUUUGCCAAUUGCAGACGUCGACAUAACCCGCCUAAUUAACCCGCGCCAUUUGCUUUGUUACAUUUCUAUUUACAUUCCUUACUUUUUGCAUUUUUGUUGUUCUCUUGCCAAAACCGAAAAAUUGAAAAAUCGCUGGCAGAUAAUUUUUAUCUAAUUUACGUUUAAGUUCGUUUCUAUUUUAAGCACUUUCUUGAUGUGCUUUUCACUUUUUUUGUAGCGCAUGUUUCAAUUGUAUUUAUUUAUUAAUUAGCAAUCUACUUUUAGUUUAGCUUAAAUUAAUUUGUAGCCGACAAUUAGAGAAAUCCAACAUAAUUUAUUAAUCAUCAUCCCCGGCACAUUUAAAUAAUGAUAAUUAUUUUUAGCCAUCAGCGAAAAAUGUUGCAUGCAAAUUGUUUUAAAUUUUUUUUUAAGUGAAUUUAUUUUUGAGUCACAACUGAGUCACAAAA
Messenger RNA from Drosophila nasuta, 3836 nucleotides. Its product is annotated as SEC14 domain and spectrin repeat-containing protein 1-B. Gene Ontology annotation, molecular function: phosphatidylinositol-4-phosphate binding; phosphatidylinositol-3,4-bisphosphate binding; phosphatidylinositol-5-phosphate binding. Bases 131 to 3388 code for a protein of 1085 amino acids. The transcript has 9 exons. The record is from RefSeq and is a predicted model, not a curated record. Lineage: Eukaryota; Metazoa; Arthropoda; Insecta; Diptera; Drosophilidae.